Molecule: messenger RNA, 692 nt
Organism: Hipposideros armiger (great roundleaf bat)
Lineage: Eukaryota; Metazoa; Chordata; Mammalia; Chiroptera; Hipposideridae
Product: dual specificity protein kinase lkh1-like
Exons: 3
Coding region: 141-692 (183 amino acids)
Source: RefSeq, a predicted model, not a curated record
CCUUCGUUAUACUGUGGCUUGGAUGCGCCCCAUCCGUGCCCCAGCCACCGGGGCACGCAGGACGAUCCUGGGGCCGCAGCCCAGCAAACUCUUGGGGUCUUAAGAAGAAGUCCAAGGGCGGAGGCAGAGGCAGAAAAGAAAUGGGAGCAGGGAAAAGGCCGGUUGGCGGAUUUACUACUGGGGGCAAUAACGAUGCCCUCAAGGCGAUGGUCCGUGCACCGCUCCGUUCUCCCCGCUGGCCCCCUCGUCAGCACCACAGCCCUCUCCACUCUCCAUUUCGGCUUGGAUGUGUGGGAGCAAGACGUACCGUUCCCAGCCGGCUGGCCUCUCCCUGGUUCCCCACCUCGCUUGUUUUCCUCCCGCACCUACCUGGCAGACCUCCUGCAGUACUCCACCGACACGACACCAAGGGAGUUUUGCAAAAUAACCCUCACUCCCAACCAGGAGCUCACCGCAUCUCCCUUCCCACCACAGCUGAAGAAUUACGCACAGCGCCGCGUGCCUAUCCAAAGGCGGAUGCCGAAAAUCCUGGUAUGAACCCCAAACUCGUCGACCCCCCCCCGCCCCCAUUCAUAAUCCCAGAGGCCGUCUGCCACUACGCACCCUCCCCUUGCCGCCUGCGCUCGCUGCGAUUCGCAGUCCCUGGAACGUGUCAGUCACUCGCUCUUCAUCUGCCAUUAAUACAGUACUAG